Strigops habroptila (Kakapo) is the source of this 5217-nucleotide messenger RNA. It is a transcript of the gene MTDH, whose product is annotated as metadherin. The transcript has 13 exons. NCBI's taxonomy places the organism in Eukaryota, Metazoa, Chordata, Aves, Psittaciformes, Psittacidae. Gene Ontology annotation, biological process: positive regulation of canonical NF-kappaB signal transduction; negative regulation of apoptotic process; regulation of transcription by RNA polymerase II. Gene Ontology annotation, molecular function: transcription coregulator activity. The record is from RefSeq and is a predicted model, not a curated record. Gene Ontology annotation, cellular component: nucleus. Bases 493 to 2364 code for a protein of 623 amino acids.
GGCUCUCGCUGCUCCCUGGCUGCCACGUCAAGGUUGCUCCCAGGGCCGCCCCUCCCCUCUCCCCGCACCACCCGCUGCCUUCCCCGCGGCAGGCGCCGCCCUGGGUUGGGCUGGGCUGGGCGGGGGGGGAGGAGGAGGGGAAGGACGCUAGGCGGGGGUUGGGGAGUUCCGCACCCGCGCUGCAGGCGUCACCCUCCGCCCCGCGCGGCGGUGAUGGCGGCGGCGCGCUGCGGCGGGCGCUCGGCGGGGCGGUGACGUUGCGCGCAAGGCGGAGGGCGGGCAGGAAGAGGAGGAGACGCGGGCGCCUCCGGGGCUGAGGCAGUAGCGUCCCGCCGAGGCAGCGCUCGUGUCCUGUCCUCCCCCUCCACACACGCCCCCGACGGCUCCGGUUCGGGCGGGCCGGCGCGACUCUCCUGAGGUCGCGAUGCGCUCGGCCUGAGCGCUCCCUUGCCGCCCCGCCCGGUUUGGGCCUCUGCGGGGCAGGGGACCGCGAUGGCUGCGGGGAGCUGGACGGAGGCGGUGGGCCAGCAGGCCGAGGAGGCGGCGGCACGGGUGCGGGACGUCCUGUCGGGCGGCUUGGGCCUGCUGCGUGCCGAGCUGGGCCUCGAGCUGGGCCUCGACCCGCAGGGCCUGCCCACCUGGCUCGCCCUGGUGGUCCCCGCCGCGCUGGGGCUGGGGCUGCUGGGGCUGCUCCUGGCCGUGGCCUGCGGAGGCGGCCUCCGUAGGAAGCCACCACGGAGCGCGGCGGAGAGGAAGAGUAACGAGGGGGCCGGCGUGGGCCUGACAGCCGGCGGGGGCCAGGGCAAGGCGGCGGGGCCGGGCCCCGGGCAGCUGCACCUGAAAGGCGACGAGCAGAGGAAGCGAAACAAGAAGAAGCUGUCGGAGAAAACGGCGCGGCCUAAUGGACGAUCUUUCCUUGAUGUAUCUGAGGAUGAAGUAAUACAUACUGUCCGUAAGGAAAAUAUAAAGCAGCCCGUGGACACAGAGAAGAAGAAUGAAAAGUCAAAGAAAAAAAAGAAAUCAAAGGGAGAUGCUAAAACGGUUCAGGAUAUGUCACGUCUAGAUGGAAAGGAAGUUGAUGAAGGAGCCUGGGAAACAAAAAUCAGUAACAGAGAGAAGCGACAGCAGCGUAAGCGAGACAAGGUGCUGACCGAUGGUGGCUCAGCAGAAUCAAAUCUCCAAGGGGUGGAAAACACAGUUACUGUAUCCAUUGAACAACUGAUGCCUACAGCAUCGCUUCCAGUUGGUCUCAGAAAAAAUAAAGGUGAUGCACUUCUGAAUGCACAAGUUAGCAGUUCUAAACCUGCAAAGGGAGAGUCAUCAAUUCCACAAGUUUCUCCAGGGUUGAGUGAAAGCCAUACAGUAAAUGGAGGAAGCUGGAAUGAGAAGUCUGUAAAAAUCUCCUCACAGAUUGGUGUAGGGGAGGAGAAAUGGACACCUGUUCCUUCAACUGCAGCUGGGAAGAGGAAGACUGAGACAUUGGCUUGGGGCCAGGACGCUGGAGAUGCUAAUGGAAAUGGAAAGGACUGGGGUGUAAGCCUGGUGGGCAGGCCCUGGAAAGAGCGUUCUUUGUUCACUCCUAUUGCUGCUUGGAAUGUGGAUGCAAGGAUUAAUACGUCUGAACAGAAUUCUACUUCUUUCUCUUCCUUUGGAUUAACUCCUGGAGUUUCUGGAUCCAACAGUGAGUCAGUUUCUCAGGCUGGUACUUCUGAUUUCCAGUGGGAUUUAAGUCAUGCUCAAGCCCCUGUUGAUGACGAAUGGUCUGGGUUAAAUGGACUUUCUUCAGCUGAUCCCAGCUCUGAUUGGAAUGCACCUGCCGAAGAGUGGGGAAACUGGGUAGAUGAAGAAAAAGUUGCUUCUGUUCCUCAAACUGAAGAGAUAACUGAUGUUCAGAAGGCUUCAGAUAAUGAAAGAGAAAAAGCAGAGCCAGUUCUUCAGAGUUCUACAAGUGGCAAAUCCAAGAAAAAGAAGAAGAAAAAGAAGAAGCAGGGUGAAGAAGCUAACUCUCCUGCACAGGACCCUGAAGAACUGGAUAGAGAAGCUGGAGAGGAAUUUCAGGAGGAUACCUCAAAAGUUCAACCACAGAAGGAAAUAGCUUUUUCUCUGAAGACCAUAAGUACUAGUGAACCAGCUAAGCCUGAGGAGGCUCCUUCGCUUGCUGUUUCUACUGAGCCAUCCAUAAUUGUAUCAGAGGGCGAUUCUGACAAGAUCGCUUCCCAAGUGCCACAGAUGCUGCAAGAGACAGAUGUUUCUAGUCCCAAUAUUAAGCAAAACAGUGUGCCUCCUCCACAGACAAAGUCUGAAGAAAGCUGGGAAUCCCCCAAACAAGUUAAAAAGAAGAAAAAAGCAAGAAGGGAAACGUGAACUUCCUGAGAUGGACAUGUGUUGCUGAAUAUUGUCAUGAAGAUUAUGCUGUUUAUGCAAUAAUUUGUGAACAUGUACAGAAUUUUAUAUAAAUUUCAAACAAUUUUUAAAAACAGAACUGCUGUGAACACAAACGUCUUUAAAAAGGAAUCAAAGGAAAGUAACUAUGAUAUAGCAAACAGAACAUGCUACAUUUGAAAGACAUACUGAAGAAUCUGUUUUUCCAACUUUUGGAGAGAGAUCUUGAUUUAAAAAAAACUGGUUUUACAACACAGUGCCCUGUUUACAACAGAUUAUACUCUCAUCUACAGCUGUGGAGAAAAGAUUAAUUUCAAGGAAGGGUUUUCUGUAAAAAUAAUUGUCUGUACAAUAGUGGGUGUUUCUUGCCUCUCUUAGGAGUGAUGCAUUAGAAGCACAGAAUGUCAACCAUUUGAAUUUGUUUCAUGCCUAAAUCAAAGUGCUUUGAUUAAACAUAUAAUCUGCCAUAUCUUUACAGUAAGUUGGUUAGCAAGUCUGCUAGCUGCUACAGGAGUCACAAGUGCAAAUCAUUAACCAUUUGUACAGUCAGACCUUCAUGGUUUAUUAUAUGAAGUUAACACAAUAAAACUGCUUUGGGUUAAAAGUUUGAGAAUGUGAUUUGAAACUUGAGUAUGGUUCAUGAAGUUAUAUUUGAUAAUGUCUAUUACCUUACUUGAAUUAUUGAAGAUAACAGUAUAUUUUUAAGAAUGCAGUAAUGUGCAUAAAAUUUCUCCUUCAUUCCCUAUAUUUCUUGGUUGAGUCAGCCUGCCAUCUAAAACUGUAUUCUUUCAACUGUUAAACUCAUGGAAUCAAUUGAAAUCAAACGUUUCCUUCCCUCAACACUUUUUGACUUGCCAUACCCUGUUCUGUUCUGCCCUAUCCAGUUCUGUUCUCUAUUACUGAAACUCUAAAGAAAGAAAAGUGAUUUUUUUUUUUUUUUUUUUUUUUUUUUUUUUAACUUGCAAAUUAUUUGGGAUUUCAAAGCUCUGUUGGAGAACUGGAGUGGCUUCAGACAGCUUUAAUUGACAUUGUCAAGACCAGUUAUCAGGAACACAUUUUUUUACUGCCUUAACCUGUAGUAUGUAGAAUGUGUCUAGACUUCUGGACAGGAGUUAGUGUUUUUAUAUUAAAAAAAAUAAAAACUCAUGCAAGUAUAGCAGUUGUAAAAUAAAGACCAUUUCCCGCUUGAAACUGUUAAUUAAAAUGGUGUUUAAGAUGUGUUGUCAUUUUCAGGCACUGUGUAAUUACAUGGUAUCAAACUGGCAGAUGUGUUUGUGUCUGUAAGGUGCAUGCUCAGCCAUGUACACUGUAAAUAGCCUUUACAAAAUUUGUUUGAUAAGGAUGGUAACCAACAUCACCUGCUAAAUGCAGUUAAAGAAGAGCCAAGAUUAUUUUUAUUUUAAAUGAUUGGCUUCUGGUUUUGUGGCACAAACAGAAUUGUUAACAGCUGAAACACAUGGUACUGAUCAAUGAUCUUGUACUACUGUACUUGGCUGCAGUUCAGCAGUAUUGCAAGGUGCAAAUAGUUAAUGCAGCGAACUGGUUUUAAUUGUACUGAAAAUGCGCCUUGCUAUGGAGAGCUUUCCUACUAAAUGGAUACUAAUGAGCACAGGAAUUAUCCCCUGUAUAUCAGGAACAUAAGACACUCUACAUUGAUUUGUUAAAAUAAAUUGAGCAUAUUGACAGUAUUGAUCUAUUUACUGGGAGAGAGUAAUGCCUGAGACUAAUACCUGUCAAGAUUCAUGUAAAAUAAAUUUAGAAUUGAAGUACAGCUUUUCAAGGAGUAUCUUAAGGCAAACACAAAAAUAGGACAUUACAAAAUCAUGCAGAGUCAUUUGCAUGUAAAUAGUAUUAUAAUUUUACUUGUCGUCUUCAUAGUAAAGAUUAAAAAGAAUACCCUUUGAAUUCAGGUUUGUAAUGUAUGUCCGAAAUGUCUGUUUCCAAUCUGUAUGUUGUGCUACGAGCCUCUCUUGUAGAAAAUACAAAGAUUUUAUGUAAUGAGAGAGACUGCCCCCAGGGGCUUUCACUGCAUAAACUCUUUUUUGUCCUCCUGAAGAUAAAAUUGGUGAUAUUUCUGGGUUAGUCAGCUCUAGCUCUUGAAUAGCCUGUCAUUCUGGGAAAAAGAAACAAACUAGCUUAACAGCAUAGGAACCCUGCUAAUUAACUGCUCCUACUAAGCAGGAUCAUAUAAAUACAUAGCCUUCCUUUCAAAAUGUUGUUACCUAUUUAGCAGCACCUCUUACUGUUUUCUUAAUGUGCAGUUUCAACGUCUUAGAAAGCAAAACUUGCUUUAUCUGACAUUCAUUAAAAGAGGUAGUAACUGUAUAGCAUAUUGUCUAUAAAUAGAAACUUGGUUAUCUAUGUACUGUCAUGUUUCUAUGACUCAAGCAGUGGUUAGUCUUAAUGAUACACUGAAUCCAGACUUUGGUACUUGGAUAGAAAGAGAAAACACCAUUUAAAGAAACUUAAUAAUUUUUUUUUCUUUUUUUCUUUUCAUUUGUUGUUGAAUGCAUGGAAUGGUUUCAUAAAUCCAAUAUGUUGGGUUUUUCUAAAUACUCUGGAAUUAUUUGUAUGCGUAAUUUAAACCUGUUGUGAUGAUGUGUAAUUGGAUAGUCAUGGCAUAUUUUUAUUUCUUUUGUGGGGAGGGAAAGGUGUACAGAAUUCAUAUGUGCUUGUUACGAAGGUAACAACUGUGCAUUGGUUUGGAGGGGGUUGAAAACUGUAUUUCUGAUGCCCUUUUAGAAGUCUAAUGAAAAAAGUGCAAGAGAAAAGCACUACUUUAAUAUUUACUAAGAAAGAAUGUACAUAUUAAAAACAUUUCAAACUUUAUAGAAA